This is a messenger RNA of Cylicocyclus nassatus, 588 nucleotides long. The record is from the annotation of a GenBank genome assembly. Lineage: Eukaryota; Metazoa; Nematoda; Chromadorea; Rhabditida; Strongylidae.
AUGUUCAGACUGCUAGAAAAACUUGAGUCCGGGGACCUGGCUGCACAUAUCGCACGGAGUAAUGGCUACGUAAUACCACAGUCUCGUGAGGUGAUGUGCCUUCACUCAUUUGCAUUUGUAAAAGACGAAUGUCCUGAUUUCAACGACCUGAACAACGAAGUAGAAGAAAGACUCCGCAAAAAGUCAAAAGUUCAAAAUUAUCGCGUGACUAAGGAUUGUGAAUUAGUAACACUGGCACUGGACCUCUCCAACAAAGAGAUAACACUGGAUGAUUGUUUUUGGGGUCAGAAAGGCAGGGGCGUUGCAGUCGUAUUCUACCUUGCAGAUCAGAAUGCGAGUUAUAGCGAAAUAGCUGUUCAGAUUGUGAAGCGCGUUAAAGUAGUGCUUGGGAGGCCGUUUGUACCACGGUUUGGAUGCUCUUACAGUUUUGCAAUAUUCGGCACGGAAACGUAUACAGCUAAGUUGCGAAGCGUUUGUUUUUUUGUACAAAGACGUGCCGGGUUCAACAAGGAAGUGCUGGGAAGACCUACCAACGAAGAAUGCGAAAAAGUCAAGAAAAAGCUGAUUUCCGACACUCCAGUUGUAUAG